AUGUCGAUUGUUCCAUACAAUUCGAAUGGCAGCGUUCUCUACCAUAACCCAGGUGAAGGAGUUUUAGUUCUCUACAAUUCACUGGAAAACUCCAUACAGUUGUUAAACACGUCUCAACUUGAAAUUGGUCAAAGCCGAAUCAGCCUGACAAGAGGGUUUACCAAUUUAACUCAGCCUCUCGAGACUUCUAGAUUCAAUGAAUCUUCUACGUACCUGGGGACUGAGAGAAGAAGGAUAGAGUGUCCCAAUUGUGGAUUCAGAUGGAGUGAAUACGAAAAGAAAGGGCCACAAAGAGGACAUAGGAAGAGCAACGAUAAUGGAUCUACUAAUAUACAUCCACUAUUUGAUCGUGCACUUGAUGGGUCAAGUGUGGGUGUAGGUGGAGAUGCCGAAAGCAAAGUGAGAACAAGCGCACAGGCCAGAACAGGAGUAAGCUCGAGACACAGGACAAGAUCAGGGAGGCAAGUUGGAGAAGGGGUAAGGCUGGGAGCAGUAUUAGAGCCGAUACCAGGCGCAGAUGUAGGUGCAGAUGUAGGUCCAGCUGCAAAAACAGAAACAGGAUUAAACAAUGCUCUACCCACUACCUUUAUGCAUCAGGAUUACUUUAAACUUUUAGCAUUAUUACCGCAUUCCAAGGGUGCUUUUUCUUCCUCCCCAUCACCAUCAUCCUCCACCUCCGCCUCCUCUUCUUCUUCAUCAUCACCACCACAACCACAAUCACCACCUGCAUCUGCAUCUGCAUCUAGAUAUUUUUCUUCUGCACCACGAAAUAAUCCACUAAAUGAGCACUCUCAGGAAAUACCAGAGGGCGUGUUCAACCAAGGUUAUUUCAACCGUUUCUUUAAAAAAGUACCACCGUUUGUUCUUGGUUCGGGUGCACAUGCUCAAGUUUAUAAAGUAGAACAUGUCUUACACAAUAUUGUACUAGGCACCUACGCCAUCAAGCGAAUAAGCGUAGGUGAUAAAUAUGAAUACCUAGAACAAGUUCUUAAUGAAGUCCUUAUACUUUACGAGCUAUCUUCAAUGGGAGCGAACGAAAAUAAUUUGAUUCGCUAUAACCAUGUUUGGUUGGAAAUGGGAGAGCUUGAGGACCUGUCUAGCUUUUUCCUUCCUUCAAAUGGCUACAAAUCUAAAUCAUCACGUGUGCCCUAUAUGUACUUGCUACAGCAAUAUUGCGAUGGUGGUCAUCUUGAAGAAUUGAUUGCUAAAAACUUUGCCACAGAGAAGUUUUUGAGCUAUAGCGAGAGGGUUCUACUCGAGAAGGAAAAGAGGCGAAUGAAAAAGUUGGGUAUUGAACCAAUUACAAAGAAAACAUGGUUGAGCAAUUUUGAAAUAUGGAAGUUUUUCAACGAUGUGACAACUGGAGUAUCGUACUUGCACAAACAUGGUAUCCUUCACCGUGACCUUAAGCCUUCUAAUUGUUUGAUGGAUGUCAAGUAUCAAAGUGAGAUUACAUUUCCAGACCAGUUUGAUAGCGUGGAAGAAUUUGAAGAACGAGUGUUUGAUCUUCCAAAAGUUUUGGUUUCCGAUUUUGGAGAAGGAAAAUUUCUAGAUAAACAUAAAAGUGUUGGGAAACAAAAUAAGUCAAAAAGGCAAGGAAAUACUGGAACUUUGGAGUAUACUGCUCCGGAGUUGUGGUUACACUCAGAUGCUAUUGGAAGUGAUUCCGAGAGAGGUUAUAUUUAUGAUUUUACUUUUGAAAGUGAUGUGUACUCCUUGGGACUAAUAUUGUGUUUUUUAUGCAUUGGCGAGUUACCGUUCUCAGAACAGGUUAAAAACGAGACUGAUCCUGAGAAUGCUCGUGAUAUAAUUUCUGCUUGGUACAAGGAGUUAACACUGUCUUCUUUCAAUGAAUGGUUUGACUCCAACGUGAUUGCGAUUCGAGGCUCCCUAGACGAAGUUAUGAUGCAAUUUCGAGAUUUAUGCUUUGAAAUGAUAAAGUGUAGAUAUAAAGACAAAGAUUUUACUCAGAACCAAAACCAAAACCAGAGUGAAAGUCAAAGGCAAGAUCAAGAUCAACUUGAUCGAAGGUAUGAGGCAAAAGAUGUAUUGCUAAUCAUGAAUGACAUUAAGCGGAACUUUUUUAUAAAAUCAAAAGCAUCUUUACCAAAAGGAAAAACAACAGCUCCUAUUUCAGUUCCUAUUUCAACACCAACUCCAGCUCAAACAUCAACAGCAUCAACUCCCAUCAGCACUACUAUGACCACAAGUUACAAAGACUGUGGACAAAAAGUGUCAAAUCCCAACCAACUGUCGGGAAAUGCUAGUUCUACUAUUCAGCUAUUCGAGGAAAAAUAUCGUUUAGAUCAUAGCUCCAGCACAAUUUUAAACGAAGUAGAAGACGGUGAGGGCGAAGAAGACGAUAAUGAAUCAAUAGGUAGUGACAUUUUAGAUGGUCACCUUAAUCUUACUGAAGAAGAAGAUUACCCAAUAAAUAAAACAGAUGACAAUUUUGACCGAGGUCGCGAUCACGAUCACGAUCACGAUCACGAUCACGAUUACUAUCUCUAUCGCGAUCAAUACUUGAUAUCAAAUGGGAAAAAACAGGCGCAUGGUAUUAUCGGAAUCAAAACAUUACCAAUAUACUGCUUUGAACUAUUGGUUCUCGAAUUCUUGUCUGUAUACCGGCCUCGUCUCUCACAAGUCAUCUUGAGGGCCGCAAUUUACGCAGCUAUUGGCAUCGAUUUGGCAAUGGAAGAGUUGAGAUUUGUAAAGACCACAUUCUUUAUUUCCAUUACAGUUUGUUUAUCCAUUUUGUUGGGUUACGCUAUUGGUGAUAAAAUAAACGAGAUGUCGAUUUAG
Molecule: messenger RNA, 2802 nt
Organism: Lodderomyces elongisporus
Lineage: Eukaryota; Fungi; Ascomycota; Pichiomycetes; Serinales; Debaryomycetaceae
Gene: IKS1
Product: protein kinase
Exons: 1
Coding region: 1-2802 (933 amino acids)
Biological process (GO): protein phosphorylation
Cellular component (GO): nucleus; cytosol; cytoplasm
Molecular function (GO): eukaryotic translation initiation factor 2alpha kinase activity; ATP binding
Source: RefSeq, a predicted model, not a curated record